AUGUGGAACCUAUUUUCGAAGAAGAAUUUCACCGUCUACGUGAAAACGGGUGACCGUCUGGGCAUGGGCACCGACGAUACAAUCUCGGUCGUCCUUCAAGAUGAGAGCGGGCUCAGGUCCGGCAAGUGCCAGCUCGACAACCUCCUGAGCAACGACUUCGAGUCCGGCCGGCUAGAUAGCUUCCAGAUUGCGAUUGAGGAUGGGAAUUUUGGGGACCCUGUCUAUCUGGAGCUCCAUCGGGACAAGUUUGGUUUCCACGAUGACGAGUGGUACUGUGAAUUCGUCAGGGUGCUGAGUGAGAAGACCAAUCAGGUCCACAUGUUCCCAAUUCAUAGAUGGGUUCGUGCUGGAUGUCCGAUUAAGGUGAAGGAGGACGACGCGGUGCUCCCUCAGGACGACGAAAACGUGAUCCAACGGCAGGAGGAGCUCCAAAGGAAGCGAGACAUUUAUGUUCCCGCUUUCAAAGAGGCAACGGGAAUGAUCAUGGUCUUAAAUGAGUACCCGGUAGGAUGCGAUCAUGAGUUUUUGAGCGCCAAGUAA
This is a messenger RNA of Strongylocentrotus purpuratus (purple sea urchin), 540 nucleotides long. RefSeq names its product arachidonate 5-lipoxygenase-like. The transcript has 2 exons. The record is from RefSeq and is a predicted model, not a curated record. Gene Ontology annotation, molecular function: protein binding. The coding region runs from base 1 to 540 and encodes 179 amino acids. NCBI's taxonomy places the organism in Eukaryota, Metazoa, Echinodermata, Echinoidea, Camarodonta, Strongylocentrotidae.